Molecule: messenger RNA, 1329 nt
Organism: Linderina pennispora
Lineage: Eukaryota; Fungi; Kickxellomycota; Kickxellomycetes; Kickxellales; Kickxellaceae
Exons: 2
Coding region: 1-1188 (395 amino acids)
Biological process (GO): long-chain fatty acid biosynthetic process
Cellular component (GO): fatty acid synthase complex
Molecular function (GO): transferase activity
Source: RefSeq, a predicted model, not a curated record
AUGGCUCACUACCAAGUUACUAUCCAUGGGAUUGCUAUCAGCAUCCCAGACAAGCACUCUGCCCAAGCAGAAGCUCUUGCCGCUGGUUUUCCGCUCAAGAAUUCGUCACCCGAAAUCGAGACUGUUGCACGCUUUGUCAACUAUGCUGCAACCAAGAACACCGAUGUCGCUGUCGCUGCCUUCCAGUACCUUCACCAGAAGUACUGCUCGAUUGACAACAUCCAUGUUGUUGUCCAGCAGCUCAAACUCACGACCGAGCAAGCCCAGUCUGUCAUCAAAGGAUACUACUCGGUCUGGGAUGUGCUUGAAUCACGUGAAAUGCUGCCUGAUGUCCCUUGUCCCGCGCUCUUUACCGACGACAGGGUGAAACUAACUGCCAUGUUUGGCGGCUACGGCGGCAUGGACAACUAUCUGGACGAGGCUGUCUGGCUUCUUGACGUCUAUCGCCCACUUCUUGCCGACUUUGUCGCUGAGAUGGCUGAAUUCCUGCUGGUCACCACGCAGGAUUCGCCUUUCACACGUGUUUACACUCGGCCGAUAGACUUCAUGAGCUGGCUUCUUCAUCCCCGAGUCGCGUCCGAGUAUGGAGCUUCUCUCCGCUGUCUAUAUUGCGUCGCCAAUCCUAGCUCUAAUCCAGCAGAUGCACCUGAUGGUCUUGUGUCAUAUCUCAUAGCCAAGGCAUUGGCUGUCGCGGCCAUGUUUCCGAUGCUGACUGAUGAAAAGUCCUUUUACGUUCAAACAAAGAAGAUAAUGGGCGGUCAUAUCUCAGGUGGCUAUAGCAUGCAGCUCGAAGUACCCCUCGAUGUGCUAGAUGCUGGUACGGCAGCUAGCUGCAUUCCGUCUGAUGGCAAGCCAUCACCUAUGGUGUCUAUCCGUGGUGUUCCUCUUCCGGCGCUUGGGAAACUGAUUUCUCAGUUCAAUUCAUGCUGCCUAUCGCCCACUGAUCACGUCUACCUGGCGCUCAUCAACGCUUUUGACCUAUUUGUCGUCACUGGCCGUCUGACGGUUGUCACACAGUUUGUUCAGUUCCUCCGCCAGCGUUGUGCGGAGCCCAGUGCUGACCAGUCGAACAUCCCGUUCUCUCAGCGCAAGCCGGUGGCGGAUAUCAGCUACGUGAACUCCAGUGUCGUCACCCACUGCCGUCUCUUACAAACCACUGGAGAUUGGCUUCCCGGGUUUGUCCGUUGAAAGAGACUGGUCUUACAGCUGUGGCAAUAAUCAAGUCAUUCCUCCCGUCAAAGUCAAUGGCAUUGACAUUUCAACUGGUGUCGAUCUCGAUAGAGAUGGUGGCGCAAGUCAUUUUCACUCGUUGUCUUUGACUGGCCGUCG